AGGUGCCGCGGAGGAGGUAGCGGGGGUGGGCGGUGCUGGCGAACCAACCGGGGCCCGGCGCGGCGCCGUGAGUCACUAGCGGGCGCGCAGGGCGGCCGGGCGGCUGCUAUAAGAGCGCCGCGGGGACGGCCUCCCCCCGUGUAUGUCUCCGGCUGCCGCCUCUGCUCCUCGGCUCCCCGCCCGCAGCGCCUGCCUGCCCGCGCACCCUGUCCCCGGCGCGGCGAUGCGGCUGGACCGGCAGCCCGGAGACCCGAGCGCCUCGGCCGACAGGCGGGGCGCGGAGCGGCGCGGGGUCCCGCGCUGCUGGGCGCUGCUGCUGCUGCUCGCCCUUGGCUGCCUGCGCGCCGUCGCCGACGGUGCAAGAGCAAAAUGUGAAGAAUCCCAGUUUGCAUGUGGUAAUGGACGCUGUAUUCCUCAAAUCUGGAAAUGUGAUGGUGAUGAAGACUGUUCAGAUGGCAGUGAUGAGAGUGCUUGUGUGAAGAAGACAUGUGCCGAAUCUGACUUUGUGUGCCUCAGUGGUCAAUGUGUGCCUAACAGAUGGCAGUGUGAUGGGGAUCCGGACUGUGAGGAUGGGUCUGAUGAGAGUUCCGAACUGUGCCACACAAGAACGUGCCGGGUAAAUGAAAUCAGCUGUGGUCCUCAGUCAACGCAGUGUAUCCCAGUGUCCUGGAAAUGUGAUGGUGAAAAAGACUGUGACAGUGAAGAAGAUGAACAGAAUUGUGGCAAUGUGACUUGUAGUCCAGCAGACUUCACAUGCAGCAGUGGGCAAUGUAUUUCCAAGAGCUUUGUCUGCAAUGGUCAAGAUGACUGCAGUGAUGGUAGUGAUGAGCUGGAGUGUGCACCUCCUACCUGUGGAGUUCAUGAGUUCCAGUGCAAGAGCUCGACUUGCAUUCCCCUCAGCUGGGUGUGUGAUGAUGAUGCUGACUGCUCUGACCACUCAGAUGAGUCUCUAGAGCAAUGUGGCCGCCAGCCUGCACCUUCUGUGAAGUGCUCUGCCAGUGAGGUGCAGUGUGGCUCAGGUGAAUGUAUCCACAAAAAGUGGCGCUGUGAUGGAGACCCUGACUGCAAGGAUGGAAGUGAUGAAAUCAACUGCCCUUCUCGGACUUGUAGACCGGACCAGUUCAGAUGUGAAGAUGGAAACUGCAUCCAUGGGAGUAGGCAGUGCAAUGGUGUGAGAGAUUGUCUGGAUGGCACAGAUGAAGCAAAUUGUAACAAUGUUAUUCAGUGCUCUGGACCUGGCAAAUUCAAGUGCAGAAGUGGAGAAUGUAUAGAUAUCAAUAAAGUGUGUAACCAGCAGAGAGACUGCAAGGACUGGAGUGAUGAGCCCCUCAAGGAGUGUAACAUCAAUGAAUGUCUGGUGAACAAUGGCGGAUGCUCUCAUAUCUGCAGAGAUCUCAUUAUUGGCUAUGAAUGUGACUGUCCAGCUGGGUUUGAGCUUCUGGACAGGAGGACCUGUGGAGAUAUUGAUGAAUGUCAGAACCCUGGUAUAUGUAGUCAGAUCUGUAUCAACCUGAAAGGGGGCUACAAAUGUGAAUGCAGCCGUGGCUAUCAGAUGGAUCUUGCUACUGGGGUGUGCAAGGCAGUUGGGAAAGAACCAAGUCUAAUUUUCACCAACCGCCGGGACAUAAGGAAGAUUGGCCUUGAGAGAAAGGAAUACAUUCAGCUUGUAGAGCAGCUAAGAAACUCUAUAGCCCUAGAUGCUGAUAUUGCUGAGCAAAAGCUUUACUGGGCAGACUUCAGCCAAAAAGCAAUCUUCAGUGCCUCUAUUGAUACCCGUGAUAAAGUUGGAACACACAUCAGAAUCCUGGACAACAUACACAGUCCUGCAGGAAUUGCUGUUGACUGGGUUUAUAAGAACAUCUACUGGACAGACUCAACUGCAAAGACCAUUUCAGUGGCUAGCCUAGAUGGCACAAAAAGAAAGGUUUUGUUUCUCUCUGAGCUGAGAGAGCCAGCUUCUAUUGCUGUAGAUCCUAUCUCUGGCUUUAUGUACUGGUCAGACUGGGGUGAGCCAGCAAAAAUUGAAAAAGCAGGAAUGAAUGGAUUUGACAGACAGCAGCUUGUGACAACAGAAAUCCAAUGGCCUAAUGGAAUUGCUCUAGAUCUUGUAAAAAGCCGCCUGUACUGGCUUGAUUCCAAACUACACAUGCUGUCAAGUGUGGACUUGAAUGGCCAGGAUCGUAGAAUUGUGCUGAAGUCGCACAUGUUCCUUCCUCAUCCUCUUGCUCUAACCAUAUUUGAGGACCGUGUGUACUGGAUUGAUGGAGAGAAUGAGGCAGUCUAUGGUGCCAACAAAUUUACUGGAACUGAUUUGGUUACCCUUGUGAACAACCUCAAUGAUGCACAGGACAUCAUUGUGUAUCAUGAACUUGUUCAGCCUUCAGGUAGGAACUGGUGUGAAGAGCACAUGACAAAUGGAGGCUGUAGCUACCUGUGCCUGCCUGCUCCUCAGAUAAAUGAACAUUCUCCAAAGUACACCUGUGCAUGUCCUGCUGGGUACUUCUUGCAGGAGGAUGGCCUGAGAUGUACAGUUUCAGGUACUGGAACAACUGUGGCUUACACUGAGGCUAAAGAUACCAGCACAACAGAAAAAUCUCCAACUGUUGGACUAGUUCCUGGAGGAUUCAACACUAGUGGUGCAGCUUCUGAAGUAACUGCAGCUGGAAGAACAUCAGCAGCUUGGAUCAUUCUUCCUGCUGUGUUGCUGAUGAUGGCUGCAGCAGCUGGCUACUUUAUGUGGCGUAACUGGCAGCACAAGAACAUGAAAAGCAUGAAUUUUGAUAAUCCAGUUUACCUAAAAACCACAGAAGAGGACCUCACAAUUGAUAUUGGAAGACACAGUGGUUCAGUAGGACACACCUACCCUGCAAUAUCUGUUGUCAGCACAGAUGAUGAUAUGGCAUGAGCACUGGAUCAGCAAUCACUUUCAGUUUACUUGUGUCUUACACUCUUUGGGGAUAGUAACCAGGUUUGUGGCUGAAGGACUUCCUCCAUUCUUGGAAGAAAGAAGAUACUUUCUGUAUUUAUGGCACAUUUGUGUAAAUAGUUAUUUUCUACAGCUUAACAACUCUGUAAAUACCUGUCCACAACAAUUCAGCUGUUAGUGGUUACAGUUUUAUCAGUAACCCUUGGGUUGGUUAGUCAGUAACAUCACUGACCAAAUAUAAAGCACUUUCCAUAGAAAGCCAUAUUCCAGCCACAACUUGUAACACCUGUAUAUAUGUCUAUAGGCCACUUGUAAAUAAUUAUUGGAAAAUCACUAUCAAGCACUUUGAAGUACUUCAGAUGUAAAUUAUUGUACACUCUCUUUUUCAAUGAUUGGGGCAAUGGCAAUAGGAAAAAACGGGUUAUUAUGAUUGCCAAAAAUUUGUAAACAUAAGUAAUUUUAUAUGUAUAAUUGCUUCUAUCUUGUCUGUUACCUCUUAGAGGUCUACAAGAAUGAAUGGUCUUUAAGAAACCACUGUAAAACUCAAAUGCAGCCAAGGGGAUAAAAAUAAAAUGAGUCAAGCAGUUAAA
Molecule: messenger RNA, 3516 nt
Organism: Onychostruthus taczanowskii (white-rumped snowfinch)
Lineage: Eukaryota; Metazoa; Chordata; Aves; Passeriformes; Passeridae
Gene: VLDLR
Product: very low density lipoprotein receptor
Exons: 19
Coding region: 143-2905 (920 amino acids)
Molecular function (GO): protein binding; calcium ion binding
Source: RefSeq, a predicted model, not a curated record